Molecule: messenger RNA, 1413 nt
Organism: Geodia barretti
Lineage: Eukaryota; Metazoa; Porifera; Demospongiae; Tetractinellida; Geodiidae
Source: the annotation of a GenBank genome assembly
CUUAUUUAUUCACGUGACUUCCACGUGAUGUCAUCAUUGUAUAAGGCAUGGUGGUACUACUGCUGGCCGUCCUUGCAGUUGUGUGUCGAUGUCUGUUGAUAUGGCUGGGUUCUGGGGACUGGCUAGCCAAGAGAGUGGAGAUCAGCACUCCCGUCAACUCAUGGACUAGAGUUCAAGAAGGAAUAGCUCUGGUGUCUUCAAACUACUCGCCAUACAGUGGAGACGUCUUUCAUGAGCAAGCACUGGUACUGACAGUGUUCCAGUGGCUGACUAGUCUCGGAGAAUGGGCUGUGGGAGCAUUCUUCAUCAGUGUGGAUGUGGUGAUAGCAGUGUGUCUGGCUGGUAUAGCAGAUCUCCAUAUGAAGGACCAGUUGAGGAGACAGACCAGGGAGAGGAGGAGCUAUGGAAAAGGAAGUGACUGAUAUUCUGGUGAAAGCUGACUCCUCACUGCCGUCAUUUGUAGCUCUCGUGUAUCUCCUGCAGCCUUUCUCCAUUCUGUCAUGUGCUGGCCACUCACACUCUCCCCCUCACCACUCUCUCUGUCUCCCUCGCUCUCUACUGCCAGCUCAGAGGUCUGGAGGUGCUGUCAGCUCUGGGGCUGGCAGUGGGAGUCUACCUGUCUCUCUAUCCAGCCAUGCUCCUCUGCCCUCUACUCAUCCUCGCACACAGAGUCAGUUAUCUACAUUGUUUCAUCCACUGCAUAAGGCCUGGUUUUCUCUCACAGAGGAGAGGUCUGCUGGGAUCAGUGGUGUAUGUGAUGGUGACGUUAGCCUGGACUGGUCUCCUGUUCUGUGGAUCUCACUACCUCACUGGGUCCUGGGACUUCCUGUCCGCCACUCACGGAGUCAUACUCACAGUCCCAGACCUGACUCCCAAUGUGGGACUGUUCUGGUACUUCUUCACUGAGGCUUUCGAACACUUCCGAGUCUUCUUCCUGUGUGUCUUCCAGAUCAAUGCCUUUCUCUACGUCCUCCCUCUCUCCUUCAGAUUCAGUGAACACCCAGUGUUUCUGGCCUAUGUGUUGCUGUCACUGAUGGCUCUGUUCAAGUCCUACCCCAGUGUGGGUGACCUGGCUCUCCCCCUCUCCCUCCUCCCUCUAUGGUCUCACACCUUCAGAUACCUGCGGUAUACUCUGGUGGUGUUGUGUAUGUUUCUGAUGACGUCGGUCCUCUGCCCGGUCUUCUGGUACCUCUGGAUCCACGCUGGCUCUGCCAAUGCCAACUUCUUCUUUGCCACUACUCUGGCAUACUCCCUGGCUCAGGUGUUUCUGGUGUCAGAUGUGAUGUAUUCAUUCCUGGUCCAUAGAUAUGACCUCUGUCAUGGUCUACCUAGAGUUGACUCUCACGGACAUACCAUUGCACUAGCUCUUAGAUAAUAUUUCUCGUGUGCUCACUCAAGAAUCAUGGUCAUCAG